Molecule: messenger RNA, 4624 nt
Organism: Closterium sp. NIES-67
Lineage: Eukaryota; Viridiplantae; Streptophyta; Zygnematophyceae; Desmidiales; Closteriaceae
Source: the annotation of a GenBank genome assembly
ACGUCUCCAGUAGAACGGGAGCAAAAAGGGAAGCUAGCCUAGCCAGGGGUUGGCGAGGCGGGUUUUUCCUGAGGGCGUCGUCGCGCAGUGGUAGAUAGAGAGGCUGGACGGCAGACACCUACUUGGUUGAAUCGUUGAUUGAAUCGUCCCAGGAGCGCCCGCCUAGGACAGCGGACGGACAGGAUUUGGUUCCGAGGCGAGGAACGGAGCGCCUUUGUUUUGUUUCAUGUUUUUUAAACGUCGGUGCUAGCGGCGAGGAGGAUUUAGGUUGAACUAUGGGGAACACGGAACAGGGGGGACAUGUGACAAUAACGGAAGAAGGCGAACACGUGAUAAUAGCGGAGACAGAACGCGACGGAUGGGCCGUGGAGGGUGAAGGACGUGGGGACGGGGACGUGGAUCUACAGGUGGAUGCUUACGUGGCCGCUGACGUGGACGAGGAUGACGUGGACGCGUUCAGCGAGGAAAUGCACGUGCUGUGGGACGCUCUGGCGAUCGACGACGGGCCGCAAAGGGCGGCGCGAAUGGCGGAGCUGGGCUACGAGGUUUAUAUCGAGGAUGGACUAGAGGGGUACAGGAAAGCGGCGACAGGAAGCAGCGAGGAAAUGACGGAACGCGACGGCGGAAGAGGAGAGUCCGGGGACGAAGCGCCUUUAAGAAACGGGGAGGGAACGCCUGUGCGUGGUGAUUAUAACGGGCAGUUGGAGCAGCGGCUCGAGUCGGUUCAAAGGACUGUGGGAACGCUGCUGACGUGUCUGAAGCGUGUUCAGCACGUGCUCGAGGCGCCAGAGGGGGAGGAGAGGACGGCGCGGAAGGGGGCGGGGGAGAUGCGUGGGGAAGUAAUGGGCGAGGGGGAAAGGAACACUAAGAGAGGUGGGGAUGGGCGAGGGGAGGUUAAGCUGGAGUGGAGUAUGGUGGAUUGCGUUGCGACUAUGGCGGCGAUAGAAGCACAGGUGGCGGAGCUGAGACAAGCGCAAAGAGGAAGGGAGAGAGCGGGGGGCGGCAGGGGAGGGGGGUUGGAGGGGGUUCAAAAGGAGGUGCGUGGAAGCGAUGGAGGGGCGGUGCAGGUUGCAGGCGAAACGGGGGAGGGGAAUGGAGGCGCGGAGAGCAGGGGAGGCGCGGAGGGGAUGCCACAAGGCAAAGAGGGUGGGAGGACCGUGCGCCGGGCAGGAGAAGCAGGAGAGGCAGCAGAUGCAGCAUUGGCAGCAGGGGCAGGUCGGACAGAGGAAGAGGAAAUAGAGGCGGUGAGACGAGACAAGGGCGCGUUGGGGAGAGAGAGGAGCGCAUUGCAGCGCGAGAACGAGGUGCUGCGGGAGAUGCUGCUGCUGGCGUUCCAAGGGCGGGGGGCCGCAGAGCUGAGUCAGCUCACUCGGCUCCUCACACGGCCAGACAUUCUCAGCGCUGCAGCAGCAGAGGCAAAGGCAGAGCAGGCAGACACAGGUACCGACACGCGCACCAGUGCCAGCACGCAUGCAGACAUGGCAGCAACUUCGCCCACGGAUUCGACUCUCACACCGUCUCAGACCACCGCCACACCCACGCGUUCCUCCUCCCGCCCGCUCCCUCACUUCCCCUCGCUCAUCCCCCACCUGCAGCUGCGCUCCUUCUCCUUCUCCCGCUCCUCUCCCCACCAUUCCUCUCGCCCAACCACCCACCAUUCCGCUCACCCACCCCCCACCACAACCCAAGCCUCUCACCCAGCCACCACCCACCACGCAGCCCAUCAGUCUUCCCUGAAUCGCUCCAUGUCUGCCAGGCCCCUGGCCACGUGGCUCAAGUGGCGAGACCGUGACGUUGUGAAGCGGGCAGAUGGGGGAGUGGAGCAACCUGAGCUCGCCGCCAGCGCUGCUGCCAAUGGCCGUGGUGAGCGCGGUGCAGCGGACUGCAGUGCUGCUGCGCAUGCCAACGCUGCUGCAGAUGGUGGUGCUGCGGGCGUCGGCGUUGUGCCCUCUCGUGUGGCGUGUGUGCCUGCUGCUGAUAGCUGUGAUCGUGGUGAGCGAGACACAACGGGCGGCACUGACACUGCUGCUGCUGCUACCGCUACUGGUUCUGCUGCUGCUGCUGCUGCUGCUGCUGCUGCUGCUGGUACUACGGCUACUGCAAAUGCUGCUGCUGUCAUUGGUGGUAGCACAGAGGCACAGCAAGUGGCCAGCCCAACAGGCAGUGCCAUGGAGCCACGGGAAGCUGACAACUGGCACUGCCAGCACCACUCACCAUCCCCCCUGCCUGCUGCUGGUGUUGGUGGUGACGGUGAUGCUGCUGCUAUUGCUGCUGCUGCUGCCGCUGCUGCAGCUGAUGGUGGUGGUGGUGUCAGUGGUGGUGGUGAGGUAGUUGGCUCUACAUCCGCCCGGCCGGAUGCAGCGUUUCCACAACCACCUGAAGCGGUGCCGCCCCCAAGGGAACCAGAAGCUGUGCCGCCCAAACAAGAGCCAGAGGCAGUGCCGACCGCAAAAGACCCAGAAGCCCAACAAGGCAGGGAAGCGCCGCCGUGCGAGUCAGCUCAAACGGCAGUGGAAGGUGCAUGCGAGUCGAGCCUAACGCCAAAGGUGGCAGACAGUGUCAAGGGAGGAGGGGAGGGGAAGGACGAUACGGGGAAAGCAGUGAUGGAUGAGGGUGGAGCGGAGGCACGAAGGGAAGGGGAAAGCGGAGACAGAGUGAAGGCUGAAGCAGGGGAAUCGAAGGAAGCAGCGGGUGGGCAUCAGCACACAGACACCCAUCACUCCAGCCCGGCUCACCAUUCCGCACUUCCACACUCCGCCCUUCCCCACUUCUCAGACCCGCAUUCCUGGCGUCCCCACUCCUCCCACUCACACUUGCCACGCCCGCCCCUCAGCAGCAGCUUCCGCCUUUCCAGCAGGUCGCACAGGUCGGACGGAGAUGAUGCUGACACCGCAUGCCACAUCAGCUGCUUUGCUGGCGAUGGCGAUGCUGACUCAGCAUUCCCUGUCAGCUGCUUUGCUGGCAAAGGCGACGCCGACUCAGCAUUCCCCGUCAACUGUUUUUCUGGCAAGUGCGAAGCUGACUCAACACGCCAUGUCAGCUGCUUUGGAGGCAGCAGGAGCAUCAGCAGCUGCGGAAGCAGACACAUACAAGGGUCAAAACCAGGAGGGUCGUUCAGGGAGAUCCAGUCAGGGACUAGAAUCCUCCUCAGAAGAACUGCAAGCGAGCGGCAUUCUGGUCCCCAGUCCACCUCUCCCCACUCCAUCUCUGCACUAUCCCCCUCCGUGCCGUCAGGUGCCACAUCCAGCAGUCAGCCUCGCCGGAUAGUUGUGCGCCGAUUCAUGCGCAGAAGCAGCAGCAGCAGUGGGGGGGCCGGCAGAAGAACUGGCAGCAGCAGUGGCGGUGGCGGUGGUGGUGGCAGGAGCGGGAGUGGGAAUGAGAGUGGGAGUGUCAGCAGCAGCAACGGUCCCACUAGAGUGGAGCCGAGGAAGGGAACGGAACUUGUGCCACUAGAGUUAGGCAAGGAUGUGGAGCGCAUGGCACAAGAGCACAAGCCGAGAAUGGGAGUGCAUAUGAAUGGGAGCACAGCGGCAUUCCCCCAUGGCACUCCCACAGCCUCACCUGCAGAACCUGCUUCGGCGGCUGCUACUCUGUCGGACUCGGGACAAGCCCUUGCUCAUGAUGCGUUAGCUUCUCACCACGUCGCAUCCUCUGCAGUCGAUGCCUCGCCUCCGUCCAUAUCGCAAACUACCCAAGAAGCAGCAGCAACAAGAGCAGGAACAGGAGCAGCACCAGCAGCAACAAGAGCAGGAACAGGAGAAGCACCAGCAGCAGACCACGUCGCAUCCUCUGCAGUCCAUGUCUCACUGUCUACCUUUUCACAAACCAUCUCAACAGGAGCAGCAGCAGCAGGAGGAGGAGGAAGAGGAGGGGAAGGAGCAGGAGCAGGAGCAGCAGCACGAGCACCAACACCAACACCAGCAGCAGCAGCAGCAGCAGCAGGGUGGGGUGCUGCGUUCCUUGCCUCUGCAACUGCCACUCGUGCGACUGCAUCUGCUGCUGCUGCCAGUUCCACAACUUUUGCCAGACUUACGCCUGCUGACUCAACUAGAAACAACGGCCAUCUUCCAAGCCAACCUGCUGCUGCAAGUGAUGGUGUUGACACUGGUGCUGCUGCUGCUGCUGCAGCUGGUGCUGGGGUUGACACUGGUGCGGGAGACAUUGCAUCUACCUCCACAAGGCGUGUCUACUCUCUAUGCCAGUUAGCAUCAGCUAAAUAGGGGAAUCUACUUAAUAGUGGGACUCAGGAGCCGACCCAAGACCCACAGCAUCCAGCCAUUGGGAACUAUAUAAGCCCCCCCCUGCAACAGUUGCCUCCUAACCAGGUGACUUAUGAGUCGAUUCAAAAGUCACCCCCUGGAACAGUUGUCUACUAACCAUAUCUUAUACGCUACCGUAUUCCCCCGUAUAAAACACCUGCCGGAAUUAAGCUCCCCUGGUAGCUUGAGUGGGUAUGGGUGUUUAGUUUAACUGGAUACACCACACCCUACUCUCGGACGUGAAAACUUUUGACAUCCCCCUGCCUCCUAGAGAUUCCAUUUUAGCAGGAAACACCAGAAUUUGUGGUGCAUAGAUGCAUGCUGCUGUUCACCUUUUCCACUCCUGCUGGGACAAUCGUACCGUA